CAGGCCAUAAACUCCAAAAAAAAAAAAAAAAUGUGACAUGACAUUUCACAUCUUAAUGACAUUGAGAAAGACUGUCAAAAUGGGAUAGCUGGAUUUUGUUGUACAUUAGAACUAUUAGAAACGAUAAUUAAACAAAUAAAAUAGCCAUUGUUUGUUUUAUAGCACUGAAAUAGAUCGAAUGCAAUCGCAACGGUGGCUAGUACUACUGGGUUACGGAUUAAAAUUACAUAAUUUGUGUGGAUAUACGAUUUUUCAAUAAGCUGAAACCAAUUUUUAAAGAAGCCUUAAACAUGAAGCCCGAAAAUAAAGAAGUAAAACCCGGCGAGGGAAUUCGUUCAAUGCAAUCAACUACAGCAUUUCGAGUUAUAAAUUUUGAACUUUAUGCAAAACCUAAUAUGGUUAUCAUGGCUGUAGGUGCAACAUGUUUUGGUCUGGCUCUUGGAUAUAUAGCGUACAUGAGAACAAAGUAUGAAUCAAUGGGUUAUUAUGCUGCUGUAGACAAAGAUGUGAAAAUACUGAUAAAAGGUGAUCGAAACGUUGGUAAGUCGUGCUUAUUGCAGCGCCUACAAGGUGGACCAUUCAUUGAAGACUACGUCCCAACCGAUCAAAUUCAAGUUGCUCCAAUUCAUUGGACUUAUAAAAACUCUGAUUACAUUGUUAAAGUAGAAGUUUGGGAAGUAGUGGAUAAAGGUCGAACGAAAAAGAAACCACCUCUAGGUCUUAAGCUUGAAAACCAGUCAGCUGCUGCAGCAUCUGAAGAUGGUUAUGAAACUCCAGUUCUUGAUGCCACAUUCUUAGAUGUUUACAAAAAUGCUAAUGGUGUGAUAUUGAUGCUUGAUAUUACUAAACCAUGGACUUUUGACUAUGUGGUAAAGGAAUUGUCACAAGUCCCUGCGGAUUUACCUGUUGUGGUACUUGGAAAUCACUGUGAUAUGCAGCAUCAUCGCCAAGUCCACCCUCAUCAUAUUGAACAAGCUCUUCAUCAUGCUAAACUUAUAAGAACAGCACCAGUACGUUAUGCUGAAUCUUCUAUGAGAAAUGGUUUUGGACUUCGAUUACUCCACAAGUUUCUAAGUGUUCCGUUUUUAAGACUCCAAAAAACAAGUUUAUUAGAACAGCUACAGAGAAACCAGAGAGAUGUAGAAGAGAUCGAAAAAGAGCUUGAUGACUUUCAGAAUUCAGAAGAAUCCCACUAUAAUUUGUUUGUAGAUCGUCUGGCAAACAAACGUCGACAAAGUGCCGCUCAGCCCGAACCACGUCCUGCUACUGAUCGCUCUCCAAGCAUUGUACUUGGUGCUGGUAAACCUAUUGUGCCACCUAAUGUUAACCCACUUUUGGCGCAGUCACUUGCUGGCAACGGGAUAAAAACGCCGAGUCAGGUUACACAAAGUCAUUACGUUAGUUCCGAGUUAACUAAAACUAAAAAUCAUGUUAGCAUGGAACUGACUCCACCUCGACAGCCUAAACAAGACAGUGGACAAAGUACACCAUCAGGCGUAAAUAUAUCAGCAUCGUCUGGAGGUCUAGACGAGUUUUAUGCAGGUACUUUGGAUAGUAGCUUUUUGGAGGACCUUCCUGCAAUAUCAGGACAUAACCAAGAUGUUAUCUAUGACACCGAAAGUGACGAUGAAAAUGUAACAAAUCCUAAGGUGACAAUUGAUCAGGAAGAUUUGGACUUCGAGGUUGCUUCCCCAGUGGAUGACCAUUCAGAGGUAAAAUCAUCCAGAGAGUUAACAAGAACAAAGCAAGAUGACGUUAAUAUUGACACUAUGAUGAGUCGUAUUUCAAUGGAGGAAGAGGUUGACGAUCAUAGUGUAGAUAUAGGAGCUGUUCCUACCUUCGAAAGUAGCCGCCACAUUAACGUACAAAUACCAUUGGAUAAUGAUUUCCCACUUUGGGCUGGUGAUACUAGCGCAAGAAGAUCUCCUGAAGGCGGUGAAGACCCAGAUGCUGCUAAAGAGCCAGUUGAAAAGGAGAAAAAACACAAAAAGAAGAAAUCAAAGGAUAAAGAUCGAGGUGAUUAUAGUGAAAAAUCUGAAAAAAAAGAGAAGAAGCAUAAACAUAAGAAAUGUAGAAAUGAUAAAAAGCUAACUAAUCCCCAACAAGAUUUAUUAGCGCCCACUCCUGCCACUUGGCGCGACUACGAUGAGUACGACAGCAUUUAACAUACACUUACUUUUUUAAAACUUCCACAUUCCAUGUGUCUGUCUUUGUGUCUAUUUAUCAUGAACUAUAUUCGUUGUUUUCUAAAUACA
Spodoptera exigua (beet armyworm) is the source of this 2255-nucleotide messenger RNA. The record is from the annotation of a GenBank genome assembly. Lineage: Eukaryota; Metazoa; Arthropoda; Insecta; Lepidoptera; Noctuidae.